AUGCAACCGACGACGUCAGCAGGCAUGGCGAACACUCUAACCCCAGAAAGAGGACAUAACACCCUUACCCCUCUACCUCCCGCUCCAGCCUACAUCAAAUCCUCACCACCUCCCGCCCUUGGCCAACAGGAGUUUCCUCGGCCUCCCCUGCGACCUUCACCUCCCCUACUCAAUGAAAAACUGAAACUGAUGCUCACUGCGGUCCCCAAGAGAAAACCCAUCGAGCUAGCCGCGCUAGAAGUCUCCCACAAUGCCGUCAUCCACAAUUCUCCAAUUUCUCCAGUGGUAAUCGAUAACUCUUGCUCUCUCCCGGAAGCUGCAAGUGCCCAAAUCGAGGAUGUGAGAACUCUUAGUCAGGACUCCUGGCAAAAGGAAGAGUCGACACUGAAAGAAUCCGUCAAGACUCCACUUACCCAACGCGGGAGCUCCCUCUCUUCCACAACUUAUACCCUCCCUUCCCACCAGGCCCCAUGUCGCCAUAUGCCUUCGAACAGUGUAUCAGAAUCUCCACGAAUCGUCCCCGAGCGCAGGGAUUCGCUCCAUUAUGACCAAUCUCAACAAAUGCCGUAUAACAUUGCUCAGAACUCGAGCCAAGGUAGUUCGUCACGAGGUAGCAUUGAAAGUCUCCCUCAGGAGAAUGAGGUAUAUCAACCCUUGCAAUAUCAUCACCAGACAUAUGAAGAGGGUGGUUUAGAUAGAAAUGGAAAUCGUGGAUCAAAAAGAACACUGAGGUCCGCGUCUGAUUCCUCUUCAGGCGGCGAACCGGGACCAGGAGUCUACUCUCACGGAGAAUACUUGACGCCGACCCGAGCACCACACCUUGGACUUGGAAUUCAGCGACCCGUCUCAGCAUAUUCGUCCAUGUCAGACCUCGCUGCACGAGGCCGCUCCCCAAACCUCUCCCCCCAUGUACAUGCCCGCGCCGUCUCCGCUCAUUCAACAGCAUCUCCGGAUACACGACCCCUUUCUUUUGUUGACCUUCUCAAUGUACCUUACCCUCAAGCCCCGCCAGGCCCGAAAACCUUGAGCCACGACCAUCUCCGUCCGUCGGUUGGAAACAAUGCAUCUCUUCUCAGUCACAAACAGACCUUUGACAUGUAUUUGGCCAACGUUAAGAAGACGAACGACCCAGGUGCUCAGUUCGAGUUUGCGGUGUUCAUGAUUAACGCCAGCCAAAAACAAGAAGACGACCAAAACUCUACCGACUCACCGAGACCCGAGAAAUCGGAAGACAUAUCUAGGGCUGAUCUAUUACGCGAAGCUAAAAACAUCCUCCAACGCCUUUCCGACCGCAGCUAUCCUUACGCACAAUACUAUCUGGCAGAUGGCCUCGCCUCCGGUCUUUUUAACAAAGGGAAGAAAGACGACGAUAAAGCGUUCCCAUAUUUCAUCGCUGCCAGUAAACAUGGGCAUGCUGAGGCUGGGUACCGAGCUGCUCUAUGUUAUGAAUUUGGCCUUGGGAGUCGACAGGAUGGCGCAAAGGCUGUCCAGUUUUACCGCCAAGCGGCAUCCAAGAACCAUCCCGGAGCGAUGUUGAGGUUAGGAAAAGCAUGUUUAAAUGGGGAGAUGGGUCUCGUAAAGCGAUAUAGGGAAGGUAUUACGUGGCUAAAACGAGCCGCAGAGUCUGCGGAUCGUCAAUACAAUUCUGCUCCUUACGAACUCGGUUUGCUUCAUGAAACAGGAUAUGGAGACGAUGUGUUCCAAGAUGAGACAUACUCGGCACAAUUAUUCACAAAGUCUGCAGAGCUGGGCCAUGCUGAGGCAGCCUAUCGCAUGGGUGACGCUUACGAACACGGUAGAUUGAACUGUCCCGUUGAUCCAGCGCUCAGCGUGCACUUUUACACUUGUGCUUCACAACAAGGACAUGCUCUGGCGAUGAUGGCGCUGUGUGCCUGGUUCAUGGUCGGCGCAGAACCAUUGCUUUCUAAGGAUGAAUGUGAGGCAUAUGAGUGGGCAAGAAGAGCUGCUGAAUUAGGCCUUCCGAAGGCGGAGUAUGCCGUUGGCUAUUUCACAGAAAUGGGCAUUGGAUGCCGCCGCGAUCCCCUCGAAGCCAAUGUCUGGUACGUUAAGGCUGCUGACCACGGAGAUGAACGGGCGAAACAGCGCAUCGCGGCAAUCAGAGCAGCAGCAUCUGGGGCUGACCCCUCCAUGGCUUCCAAACGAGGUCGCGGCAAAGGAAGACAGCCUAACGAAUCUCCAGGUAAGCAAAUUGCAUGA
Messenger RNA from Paracoccidioides brasiliensis Pb18, 2217 nucleotides. RefSeq lists its product as uncharacterized. The transcript is spliced from 2 exons. The coding region runs from base 1 to 2217 and encodes 738 amino acids. Gene Ontology annotation, molecular function: protein binding. The record is from RefSeq and is a predicted model, not a curated record.